Coffea eugenioides is the source of this 362-nucleotide messenger RNA. RefSeq names its product endoglucanase 6-like. The record is from RefSeq and is a predicted model, not a curated record. The coding region runs from base 1 to 342 and encodes 113 amino acids. NCBI's taxonomy places the organism in Eukaryota, Viridiplantae, Streptophyta, Magnoliopsida, Gentianales, Rubiaceae. Gene Ontology annotation, molecular function: hydrolase activity, hydrolyzing O-glycosyl compounds. Gene Ontology annotation, biological process: carbohydrate metabolic process. The transcript has 2 exons.
AUGGAUGGGGGGCAAAUGGCUGCGAGUGGUGAGCUUAGCCAUGCCAUGGAUGCUAUUAAGUGGGGCACUGACUAUCUCAUCAAAGCUCAUCCCCAACCCAAUGUCCUCUACGGGGAGGUUGGAGAUGGUAACACAGACCACUACUGCUGGCAAAGGCCAGAGGACAUGACCACGUCAAGGGCUGCUUACAGAAUUGACCCAAGCAAUCCCGGAUCUGACCUCGCUGCUGAAACUGCCGCCGCAAUGGCCGCUGCGUCGAUCGUUUUCCGCCGUUAUAAUAGUGCAUAUUCCAAUGAGCUUCUCAACCAUGCUUAUCAGGUACACUCAUACGUAUUUGCAUAGUCAAAAUGUUGUUUAACUUU